Phoenix dactylifera (date palm) is the source of this 3842-nucleotide messenger RNA. RefSeq names its product CRM-domain containing factor CFM3, chloroplastic/mitochondrial-like. The record is from RefSeq and is a predicted model, not a curated record. Gene Ontology annotation, molecular function: mRNA binding. Gene Ontology annotation, biological process: RNA splicing, via transesterification reactions. Lineage: Eukaryota; Viridiplantae; Streptophyta; Magnoliopsida; Arecales; Arecaceae.
CGCCCGCUGGCAUGGCGUUCCCUUCUUUCGUCCCCUCGAAACCUUCUCUCCCCUUCUCUUCCUGUCCCUCUCCUCUCCUGUUCUCCCCUUCUUUCCUUCCUAGCUUCCAAGCCAAGGGGAGAUUCUUUCCCUCGCGCUUCGAUCUCCACAGACUCGAUGCCUACCUCUCGCCCCAAACCCUCCAAAACCCUAGCGAAGAAUCCCCGGAAGCCGAUUCCCAGUCCCCAGGCGUCGAGAUCAAGAAGAAGAAGAAAAAGAGGAAGCCCCGGCCUAAUUUCUACGUCCAGACUAUGGAGCGGUGGUCCCUGAAGAUCUCCUCUGAGAGGUCAAGAUUUCCGUGGCAAGAGCUGGCGGCAGAAGAGAAGAAGGAUGCGCUCCAGUCUCUAAUUGCUGCUCCUCGUUCCCCCUUUCGUGUAGAGAACGAAUGCCUGCCUUCGGAAGGGGCUAAUUAUGGGCAUGCCCAGUUGGAUUCAAGAGCUAAGGGCCGGAAGCCGGUGGAAAAUCUUGUGUUUGAUGGAGAGAAAGGGAAGAGUAGGUUAGAUUUGAUAGUUGAGAAGCUGAAUAGUUCUUUGGGUGAUGAAAGUUCCGAUUUGGAAUCGCCACCUACUAGGUCUGGUGUUGACGAGAGAUCGAAUUCUGACGGCACGACUUUCAGUGUAGCCCAGCCUGGAAAUGGAAGCAACCCAAUCUCCCGACGUGUCGGCAUUCCUUUGGAAAGUCUGCCGGUUUUGGCUUCUCAGGUACGUGGAGCAAAACUUCGACAAGCCCCUGGGGAUUUUGAACCUAAAACCCAGACAUCAGUGAAAAAUUUCAAUUUUAAUAGAGAGGAUGAUGAAAAGCUGAAUGGUUCUUUGGAUAAUAAAGGGUCUGAUUUUUUAACUGUUGGAUCACUGUCUACCAGUUGUGAUGAUGAGGAGAGGUUGAGCUCUGAGGUUACUGCUUGGAAUUCAGCUCUGAUUGUAGAUGGAAACCAUCCAUUCUCCGGGCCUGCAGGCAUUCCUCUUGGAAGUCAGCCAGUGUUGGCUCCUCAGGUCCAUGGGGCAAGACCUAGACAAACCAAUUUGGACUCCAAAGCUAAGAACCAGACGUCACUGGAGGAUUCUGAGUUUGAUGGCGAGGAGGAGCCCAGAGCUGGUUUGCUGGAUGAGCAGAUAGCUGACUCUUCAAACCAAGAUAACUGCAAUUUAAGUCAGGAUAAUGUUUUAGUUAACUCUAAUGAUGAAGACACGCCGAAUUGCAUUAAGCAGCACUCUCUAACUAAUAAAGCGUUAGCUGUUCCUUUAGGAAAUGUUGCAGCCGAUACUGUUAAACAACAUGUAAAUCAGGUUCCAUUGCAAAGGCUUGAGUUUGAUGCAGUGAGUGGAAAGAGCAAUGUCAGUGCAAUACUUGAAAAGCUUAAGAGUUCUAUGGAUCAAGAUAGCUCCAGCAUAGAUUCAAACAUUUCUUGUGGUGUAUCUGAUGACGAACGUGGGUCUAAUACUGACUAUUAUAUUGCCAAUUUAAUGGGUCCGGUAUCAUUCCCAUGGGAGCGAGAUGGUGGUUCUAGAGAUAGAGAGCAGUUGCAUAGGAAGAGCAACACCGAACUGGCAGAAAGGACCAUCCCAGAGCCUGAGCUACGGAGGCUUAGAGAUGCUGCAUUAAGGAUGAAAGAGAGGAUGAAGGUUGGACCAGCAGGGGUUACUGAGGCUGUUGUGCAAAGCAUUCAUGAGAAGUGGAAGGAAAAUGAGGUGGUCAAAUUGAGGUUUGAAGGCCCGCCGAGCCUGUGCAUGAAGAGGACACAUGAGGUCUUGGAGAGGAAAACUGGAGGUCUGGUGAUUUGGAGGUCUGGAAGAUCCCUUGUGUUAUACCGGGGAAUGACCUAUGAACUUCCUUGUGUGCAGUCAUAUUCAAAACUUGUUAAUACUAAAUCUGAUUCCAAUUUGAUGACUUCAUCUGCAAAUCCAUCUGAAGGAUCUAUAGAUACAUCUGAUAUUGACAAUCUGUUAGAUCAGUUGGGACCACGAUUUAAAGAUUGGUCUGGCCGCAACCCACUUCCUGUUGAUGCUGACUUGCUUCCUGGUGUAGUUCCUGGUUACAAACCACCAUUUAGACUUCUUCCUUACAAGACCAGAAGUUCUCUGAGAGAGGGGGAAAUGACAUUUCUUCGUCGGCUUGCUAGAAAAAUGCCUCCUCAUUUUGCUCUAGGACGAAACAGGCAACACCAAGGGUUAGCUACUGCCGUGGUCAAAUUAUGGGAGAAAAGUGCUAUCGCAAAGAUAGCCAUCAAGCGUGGUGUACCAAAUACAUGUAAUGAUAGGAUGGCCGAAGAAAUCAAGAAAUUGACAGGGGGAAUACUUCUUUCGAGGAACAAGGAGUAUAUUGUCUUCUAUAGGGGAAAUGACUUUUUGACACCUUCAGUUAGGGAUGUGCUGGUAAAAAAAGAGAAGCUAGCUGCUAUUCAGCAGGAUGACGAAGAAGUAGCUCGGAUAAGGGCAUCAUCAAUUGUUUCCAAUGCAAAAAGUAAUAAGGCUCCAUUGGUCGCUGGUACUCUUGCAGAAACGUUGGAAGCAAAAACUCGCUGGGGAAACCCACUAAGCAGCGAGCAUAGAGAAAAGAUGAGGAAGGAUUUAGAUUUAGCUAAGCAUGCAUCUCUUAUUAGAUACCUUCAGAGAAAGCUAUUUUUUGCAAAAGCAAGAGUCAGGAAGGCAGAGGAGGCUCAGGCCAAGGUGCAGGAGUUUCUGAAGCCAGCAGGGCUCCCAACUGAUUUAGAAACUGUUACCGAUGAGGAGCGGUUCUUGUUUCGCAAAAUUGGCCUUAAAAUGAGAUCUUAUUUCCCUCUUGGGAGACGGGGAGUUUUUGAUGGAACUAUAGAAAAUAUGCACUUAAGUUGGAAGUAUAGAGAACUAGUUAAAAUUUUUGUGAAGGGAAAAACCUUUGCACAAGUAAAGCACAUUGCAAUCUCUCUGGAGGCAGAGAGUGGCGGAGUAUUGAUUUCACUUGAUAAAACUACAAAAGGUUAUGCAAUCAUCAUCUACCGUGGUAAGAACUAUCAGCGCCCUCUAACUUUGAGGCCCAAGAAUUUGUUGACAAGGAGGCAGGCAUUAGCACGCUCUAUAGAACUCCAGAGACGUGAGGCAUUGAGCCAUCAUAUUUCAAAUCUUCAGGACAGAAUUCAGAUUCUAAAAUCUCAACUAGAUCAAAUGAAAUCUGAAAAGGAUUCAGGCGGUAACGAACUAGACUUGCAGCUUAACGAUGCUGUAUUUUCUGAUGAUGAUGAUGUGGAGGAUGAAGGUGAAGAGGCUUAUCUUGAAACGUAUCGUAGUGAUGAUGAGGAUAAUGCUGCUGCUUCUGCAGAGGGGCUGUAACUUCCAAAAGGAACAUUUAUCAGAUACUCCCAAGUUGGUGCCAAGUCAUAUGCUAUCAGGGGGCUACCACAUGAUGCACGCCAUUUGAUCAUUUGAGCAACCAUUGAAUACAAUAAAAUCCCAUAUGUUAAGUAGCUUGUCUUGCCAAUUCAUGGGGUAACCGUUAGUAUUCUCGGACCCGGAAUGGCGAAAUGCCAUCAUUCUGAAGUUUAGGGUCGGGUCUCUUAGCAGAAUCAUCAAUAUCCUCCUAUCUUUAGCUCUGCCCAUUCUGUUGUAAAGUAUGCUAUAUUUCUUUGUUCUAGUAAUUUUCCAUUCUGUUGUGAGUAUUCUCGAAUCCAAUAGCAUUUUCAGCCCACUCAUCUAAAUAGGCCAUAAUUUAUUUUAUUUUCCUGCAGCAAAUGUCCAUAGCCUCACCUACAGUGUCCUUGUCCUCUACUUCCUUCGGGACUUAUUUAUUUUUUCCAUUUUAGAUAAAUAAAUUCAGCAUUAUUUUAAUUC